UAUCAGCAAACAAUAAAUAAAAUAGAAUUAGUAUUAGAAUUAUAAUGUCUUCAAUGGAUAUAGACAAUGACGUGUCAACUUUGUUGGCAACAAUUAGACAAGAAUUGGAAUCACCUGAACUUAUAAAUAUAUUUCUUGAAUUAGAAGAUUUCUAUGAAAGAAAAUUAUGGCACCAAUUGACAUUAACACUCGACGAGAUAUACUAUGGAGAUUAUGUUGAAAUUACAAAUGAUUUGAAGUCAAAGAUUAAUAACUUAUUUAUAAGUCAAUUUACUUCUCAUUUAAAUCCUAUUAAGGUGGUAGAUUUUUGUUUGGAAAGUUUUAAUGGUAAACCAGAAGAAACUUUAGAUCAUUUAUUGGAAUUAAGAAUCAAUUUCAUCAAUACAAUUAAGAAAGAAAAUAACUUUAGAGAUGAAGAAGAUGAAGAAUUCAAAAAGUUGGUGGAAAAUGAUGAAUCCAUUAUUUAUGAUGAUUUACAAAUUGCUCGUUAUUAUAUAUUAUCUGGAGAAAUAUCUAAAGCUGAAGAUAUUUUAAAUUCAUUAAAUGAUAAAUUUGAUACUAAUGAUACCAUCAAUAAUUUUGAAAAUCCAAAACUUAAUGCUGCUUUCUAUUUAACUAAAUGUGAACUAUAUAAAAUAUUAGAAAAUUAUAAUUCUUAUUAUUCCAAUGCUUUAUUAUAUUUAUCAUCAGUUGAAAAUAAUUUAACUGAUGCUAAUAAACUUGAAUUAUGUUAUGAAUUAAGUAUUGCUGCUUUAUUAGGUGAUAAAAUCUAUAAUUUUGGUGAAUUGAUUUUACAUGAUAUUCUUACAGUUAUAAGUACUGAAUCAAGUCCAUAUUUCUGGUUAUACAGUUUGAUUCAAAAUUUAAAUUCUGGAAAUUUACAAGAAUUUAAUAAAUGGCUAGAGAUUGCUUAUAAGAAAUCACCAUUUUUAGUUAAAUUUGAUGUAUUUUUAAAACAAAAAAUCAUUAUAAUGUCAUUAUUAGAAUUAAUUUCAUUAAAAUCAACUACAGAAAAGCACUUAACUUUCUUAGAGAUUUCAGGAUUUACUGGAACUCCUGUCAAUGAUGUUGAACAUUUAAUUAUUAAAUGUUUCUCACUUAAUUUAAUUAAGGGUUACAUUAAUCAGAUUGAUGAAAUUCUUGUUGUUACAUGGUUACAACCAAGAAUUUUAAACUUAGAUCAAGUCAAAGUUUUGCAUAACCAUUUACUUCAAUGGACUGGUCAACUUGAUAAAUUGGCUAAAGAUGUUCGUAAGAAUGGUGGCUCUAUAUGGGCAGGCAUAUAAAUUAUAUAUAAUAAAUUAUAAAUUAUGAAUUAUAUAUUAUAUAUAAUACCUUAUAAAUUAUAAAUUAUAUAUUAUAUAUAAUACAUUAUAAAUUAUAUAUUAUUAGCUAAAGCUAAAUAUAUGUAAAUUAAUAGUUUUUAUAUACAAGUUAAAAAUGUCUCCGCUAUUUGAUUUUACGGAGAUGUCGCAUUACCAAGCAAUUGUCGC
Scheffersomyces amazonensis is the source of this 1493-nucleotide messenger RNA. RefSeq names its product proteasome regulatory particle lid subunit. The transcript has a single exon. Gene Ontology annotation, biological process: ubiquitin-dependent protein catabolic process. Lineage: Eukaryota; Fungi; Ascomycota; Pichiomycetes; Serinales; Debaryomycetaceae. The record is from RefSeq and is a predicted model, not a curated record. The coding region runs from base 45 to 1286 and encodes 413 amino acids. Gene Ontology annotation, molecular function: structural molecule activity. Gene Ontology annotation, cellular component: nucleus; proteasome regulatory particle, lid subcomplex; cytosol.